AUGAUAAAACUCUCAAGAGAUGUUGAAGGGGGUCAUAAUUUCCCGAAAACCAAAGGAGAGCCACCAGAUAUCCAGCUCAAAGAAAACCUGCGCGAAUGCAUGGACUUGGGAAUCGAUUGCGUUCGAAAGCUGAACUUACAGCACUUCCACUGCGAUCGCCUACCCCCGCGCCCCGAGUUCAUUCUAGAGGAGCACGUCGAAAAUAGCAAUUUUGACAAGGUCUAUUCUACUGGAACAACUGGAAUGUCUUACACGAUGGAGGGCAACAAUCCCUGGAUUAUUGGCGGCCAGAACUUUACCAUCACAAACACGACUAUGAAAAUGCAGUGGAACUACGCUGGAAAUGUUUUGAAGGGAUACAAAUGGGAAAAGAGCUGGAUAAAGAUGGCGUAUCUAAAUAUUCCAAGAACAGGGGCUGUUUCGGAGUUUUUUAAUGGGAAAGUUUGGACUUGUGGAGGAGCGACGAAUGGGAAUGAAAUCAGUGAUGAAAACGUCGAACUCGGCAUCCACAAACUCAAAGAAUUUCAAAAUGGAACCCAUCGGCUAAUCAACAAUACCCUUCCUUACGAUUUCAAAGUGCUGAGUACUUCAAUGGCCUUUCUCGACUCAUUGCCAGAAGAAUACUCUGGUCUUGACGCAAAUAUUAUUGCGAAGAAGUUGUGGGCGAGAAGAAGUCCUCACGCCGGACCGGGCGAGGAAGGCGACGGGUGGAGUGCGGGGCUGGAAUUUGCAAUGACCGCUACUGGCCCUUAUGGCGGGUGGAAAGGGAAUCCGAAGCAUAGAAUCUUUUUCGAUAAUUUUGACAUCCGCGAAACCGCGACAUGCGAGAUCUACAUCGACAGAGAUGUCGACAAAAAAGGCUGGCACUACCAGUUCAUCCCACCAGGACCGUCUCAAGAGCAAAUUAAUAACGCGCCUAAAGACAGAUGGGAGUUUCACAGCGAACAGAUGAAUGUUGCCCGGAGAUCUGCAUCCUCUGGCGUCGUGAAAAUCCUGGAAGAAGAUGUCGAAAAUGGAGUUUCUUUUCUUCAAGAGUAUUUUUACGUCAUUGGUGGGGAGCAAUCGUGCCCGGGUUGUAUUUGGCCCGGAAAAUCGAAGAGUUUGUUGAGCUCGGUUGAAAUCAUGAGUCUCAAAAAUGAAGAAUACAAAUGGGAGUUCGGGCCCUCGCUCCCAGAACCGAUUUGCUGCGCCAGCUCGAUUGUCAUUGUUGACAUCAUUUAUCUCUCUGGAGGGCUAGUUUUGAGCGAAGAAAAAGAGCUGGUGAAAUCCGACAAAGUCUUGCGACUAAAACAUGGAACAUCGGAAUGGACUCACUUUCGAACAAUGAAGGUACCAAGGGCGUUUCAUGGAAGCUUCAUGUUUCAGAAACUGCUCAAGACGAAAUCGAGCGAAGUCGGUGAAGAUGAUAUAAUUCUUGUUGGAGGGACAAAUGUAGUUUCAAUCAAGACUGGCGAGCUUGAUGCUUUUGGAGAAGAAGAAACUAUUGACGUCCGUGCCGAGCAUAUCCCGAUAACUGGAGAUAAAGGAGCCGGUCUUUAUUUAUUCAAUAUUCAUUUUUAUCCGAAAAUAAUCAAAAACGCCCAUCUAUUGAACUUUUAUUGA
Oikopleura dioica is the source of this 1602-nucleotide messenger RNA. The record is from the annotation of a GenBank genome assembly. NCBI's taxonomy places the organism in Eukaryota, Metazoa, Chordata, Appendicularia, Copelata, Oikopleuridae.